AUGGCUGCGUUAAGUGCCGACAUGUACACCAUUAUUAACCAAAAAUCAGGUACUUGUCUUGCCGUAUCUGGUGUCGACGGGACAACUGUCAUAGGCGAGGCGCGUAACGAUGAACCUAAUCAGAAGUGGAAAGUCGAACUCGUUGGAGAUGGGCUCUUCGACAUGAGGAAUGUGCUGAACGGAUAUUUUCUAUCUUUCGUACGGGGGGUUGCUGGAAUCACGGAUGGUCUUCCUGUUACGGGAAGUAUCGGGAGGGUACCCUUUCGUAUAGAACUUGACUCUGGCAGCUCUGGAGGUUACAGCAUUAUCGUUCCCGAUACUAGCCAAUGUAUAGACUUAUCGGAUCAUGGUAACCCUGCUUCAGGAACACCGGUUACGCUUUGGGAGAAAUGGGGAGGUACAAACCAAAUCUGGCGCUUCGAGAAAGUUUGA
This is a messenger RNA of Penicillium subrubescens, 432 nucleotides long. RefSeq names its product RICIN domain-containing protein. The record is from RefSeq and is a predicted model, not a curated record. The coding region runs from base 1 to 432 and encodes 143 amino acids. NCBI's taxonomy places the organism in Eukaryota, Fungi, Ascomycota, Eurotiomycetes, Eurotiales, Aspergillaceae. The transcript is spliced from 4 exons.